AUGGGCCUCUGUUCCAAACUAAGACUGGUGCGGAAGAAGAAAAAGACCAAUGGAUUGGGGAGAGGCGGCGUGUUUUCCUCUCCGACCGCAGGGCCACCAGCUUGUGUACCGACUAAAACUUCGUCGAUCCUGCCAACCACCGUACAGCCUCCCAAGCAGGCCAUGUUUUCUGCUCCACUGCCUCCAAAUGCCACUCCCGCCUCACCGGAACCCUCUACUCAGCCAACCGCUUCUGACCCGACCCCUCUUCCCCAGAGCGGCUUCGAACCGUGGACUCGGGCUUACGAGAUAUUGCAGACCCAAGAGCCCGAGUUAAUAGAAGACUACAAGAAGCACUUAGGCUCACUUCAACGUGAUGGUACAACUGAUGCAGACCUCUCAACUUCGCGGUCGGUUGAAUCAAUCGUGAAGCAGCUGUUAGACGAUCGGGAGAAGAAGCAGUGGCGAGUCUCACUACUGGGGAAGGAGGUAAAGAUACGGGAGCAGGCUGAGAGGUUGGCGAAGUUCCUCCUAUGGUCCGACCCGGUAGUCAGGAACGCUCUCAGCGCUCAGCCAUACGCAGCGUUGGCUUGGUCCGGUGUUUCAUUAGUUCUCCCCCUACUCACGAGUAGCACGACCAAAAAUGAAGCUAUGUUGAGAGGAUUCAAUUCGAUUGGCGAUGUCCAAGUCUACUGGGAUAUCUGCGAAAAGACGUAUCUCAAGUCCUCACAUCAACAAAGAUACCAAGAGCUUAUGGAACCCUUAGCCAAGCUCUAUUCGCACAUCAUUGAAUACCAGGCGCUCGUCAUAUGCCAUCUUUCUAGAGCUCAACUCUCCCGUGCGUGGCAGAACGUGGCUGGUUGGAAUGAUUGGGAUGGGAAAGCAGCAAAGAUUAAUGACUUGAGCAAACAAUGCAGUAGCUAUAUUUCUCCUCUUGAAGCAGAGGAAAUCCGCUGGAAUAGGGACAGUCAACUGCAAGAAAUGCAGGAGUCGCGGACCAUCCUCAAUGAAAUCCGGAUGGUUCUGGAAGCGGGCAGUAGACAGACGCGGAGGAACUAUGAAGACCAGAAGGAGCGAGACCUUCUUCAAGAUCUCGCAGCAGACUAUGAAGACUACAAAGACUUCAACCCUCCGAGGGUCGAAGGCACAUGCGAGUGGUUCUUUAAGGAUGACAGAUUCCGCAAAUGGCGGGACAGCAACACUUCUGGUCUCCUCUGGGUCUCUGCUGGCCCUGGUUGUGGAAAGUCAGUCUUGUCGCGGGCUCUGGUCGAUGAGCGGCGACUGUCUACGAAUGUCACAACGUCAACUAUCUGUUAUUUCUUUUUCAAGGACGGAGAUGAACGCCGCAUGUAUGCCACUAAUGCUUUGUGUGCAAUACUGCACCAGCUUUUCACACGUGACCCUGCUAGUGGCCUAAUUGGACAUGCACUUCCUAGCCAUAAGAACUAUGGCAAAGAUUUAGCCCGAAACUUUUCCGAGCUGUGGCGAAUCCUCAUAGCCUGCGCUGACUCACCAGAUACUGGAGAAAUUAUUUGCGUCCUUGAUGCCCUGGACGAAUGCAGUAUGGACAGCAGGCAGCAGUUAAUUGACAGGAUGAAGGAGUUCUAUUGCCAGCCCUGGCAUCUAUCUAAUCCGCUCUUGAAGCUCAAGUUCCUGAUCACUAGUCGCCCAUAUGACUACCUGGAGGCAUCUUUCAAAAGAUUCUCUAACACAACUGCGUAUCUGCGUUUUGACGGCGAUGAAAAGUCUGCACAAAUCAGCAAAGAGAUUAAUCUAGUCAUUGAUGCCAAAGUGUAUGAUAUUGCGCGUGAUUUCGAGGAGGGCGACCGGCGAAAGAUUUCCGAACAACUAAAGAGCAUGGAACACCGCACAUACCUCUGGUUAUAUCUCACAUUUGACAUCAUUGAGCAAAGUCCGAGUGAAUAUGGCAGGCGGUCUGAUAUGGAAGCACUCCUCUCUGAUCUGCCAUCCAAGGUAUCUCAAGCAUAUGAAAAGAUCCUGGGUCGGAGCAAGAACCAGAUUCAUACAGAGACUCUCCUACAGAUUGUUCUGGCUGCAACACGGCCUCUGACACUUGAUGAAGCUAACGCAGCCUUAACGCUAGCGUUGCAGAAGCAACCUUUUAUUUCUUACACUGACCUGGAGUCGAAUCUAUGGCCCAAAAAUGUCUUCGAGAGCACUGUGAAGAAUCUAUGCGGUCUCUUCAUCAGCGUCUAUGACUCGAAGUUGUCAUUUAUCCACCAGACAGCGAUGGAGUUCCUCAUCCAUCCUGAACGAAAAGGCGAAUGGCAAGGGCGGUUGAAUAUGUCAAAGUCGCACAGUAAGAUGUCACUGGUCUGCCUAGCAUAUUUAUCGUAUCUAGAUGAGCGGAGCCCAGUCAUGGAAAUCAAGGCACAGUUUCCGCUGGCGCAAUACUCCGCACGAUAUUGGAUGUAUCACGCAAGGCCUGCCGAGACUCAGAAGGACGUCCAAGAAGGCAUCUUGAACUUCUUCCAGCAAAGGGAAGCGUAUGCAGUCUGGGUGAAUCUUUUUAAGCAUGAUGAAAAAUUGCGGCGAUAUGGAAAGAUGGAAACUCCAUUAUACUACGCAUCCUUAGGAGGUCUCCGACAUACGGUACAAUUACUGAUAGAGAAAGGCGCCGAUGUGAAUACACAGGGGGGGUAUUACAGCAAUUCGCUCCAGGCUGCUUCUCACAAAGGCCACAAGGAGGUCGUGCAGCUGCUGCUAGAGGAAGGCGCUGAUGUAAAUGCGCAGGGGGGGUAUUACGGCAGUGCGCUCCAGGCUGCUUCUCACCAAGGCGACAAGGAGGUUGUGCAAUUGCUGCUAGAGAAAGGCGCUGAUGUGAAUGCGCAGGGGGGGUAUUACAGCAAUGCAAUCCAGGCUGCUUCUCGCCAAGGCAACAAGGAGAUCGUGCAGCUGCUGCUAGAGAAAGGUGCUGAUAUAAAUGUGCAGGGGGAUUAUUAUGGCAAUGCGCUCCAGGCUGCUUCUCGCCAUGGCCACAAGGAGGUCGUGUACCUGCUGCUAGAGAAAGGCGCUGAUGUGAAUGCACAGGGCGGCCGCUAUGGCAAUGCGCUCCAGGCUGCUUCUCACGAAGGCCAUAAGGAGGUCGUGCGGCUGCUGCUAGAGAAAGGCGCUGAUGUAAAUGCGCAGGGGGGGURUUACGGCAAUGCGCUCCAGGCUGCUUCUCGCCAAGGCGAUAAGGAGGUCGUGCAAUUGCUACUAGAGAAAGGCGCCGAUGUGAAUGCGCAGGGGGGGUGUUACGGCAAUGCGCUCGAGGCUGCUUCAAUUCAAGGCCACAACAAGGUCGUGCAGCUGCUGCUAGAGAAAGGCGCCGAUGUGAAUGCGCAGGGCGGCCGCUAUGGCAAUGCGCUCCAGGCUGCUUCUCAUGAAGGCGACAAGGAGGGCGGGUAUUACGGCAAUGCGCUCCAGGCUGCUUCUCGCCAUGGCCACAAGGAGGUCGUGCAGCUGCUACUAGAGAAAGGCGCUGAUUACUUAGAAAGACUAGAUUUCUGA
Aspergillus pseudoviridinutans is the source of this 3492-nucleotide messenger RNA. RefSeq lists its product as uncharacterized. Gene Ontology annotation, molecular function: transcription cis-regulatory region binding; protein binding. The coding region runs from base 1 to 3492 and encodes 1163 amino acids. The transcript has 3 exons. Lineage: Eukaryota; Fungi; Ascomycota; Eurotiomycetes; Eurotiales; Aspergillaceae. Gene Ontology annotation, biological process: positive regulation of transcription by RNA polymerase II. Gene Ontology annotation, cellular component: nucleus. The record is from RefSeq and is a predicted model, not a curated record.